This is a messenger RNA of Morus notabilis, 2047 nucleotides long. Its product is annotated as type I inositol polyphosphate 5-phosphatase 10. Lineage: Eukaryota; Viridiplantae; Streptophyta; Magnoliopsida; Rosales; Moraceae. Gene Ontology annotation, molecular function: phosphatidylinositol-3,4,5-trisphosphate 5-phosphatase activity; phosphatidylinositol-4,5-bisphosphate 5-phosphatase activity; inositol-polyphosphate 5-phosphatase activity. Gene Ontology annotation, biological process: phosphatidylinositol dephosphorylation. The transcript has 9 exons. The record is from RefSeq and is a predicted model, not a curated record. The coding region runs from base 33 to 1418 and encodes 461 amino acids.
GAUGAUAAAUUGGAUUACGUUCGGUUUGGGUCAUGAAUUUCUACGUAAAGCAUUCAGGCAUACAAAAGAGCUUAUCUGAAGUAGAUUCAGAAUCUGCGCUUGUACAUCCAAGUAGUGAAGGAGCAUCAAUGGUUUUAGGCCAACAUGUUGAGUCCUACCGUGUUUUUGUAGCAACAUGGAAUGCAGGAGGAAUUUCUCCCCACAACGGCCUUAAUUUGGACGAAUUCCUUCGCACUGAUAAUCCAUCAGACAUAUAUGUGCUGGGUUUUCAGGAAAUUGUUCCUUUGAAUGCUGGAAAUGUGCUGGUCAUAGAAGAUAAUGAACCUGCAGCAAAAUGGCUAGCUUUAGUGAAUCAAUCACUGAACAAACAAUCCAAAGGGGUUCCGAGGAGAACAAAUAGCGUUGGAGGGUCGCUAUUUUUCGCAAAGCCUUCCCUAAGAAAGAUCAGUAAAGCUUUCAGAACAGAAAGCAAAAGGAGACUUAAGGCCUGUAACUGCACCGCUGAACUGGAGAGGAGGCAUGGAAAGGACUUCUGUUGCCCACUUCAACAGUCAAACAUAAGUGAAGUUGACUUUUCAUCCGAUGAGGAUGAAGAGGGAUCUAAUGGAUUUGAUAUCUUGAAUAGCCAGAUGAAGUACAGCCUUGUAGCAAGUAAGCAAAUGGUGGGAAUUUUCCUCACUAUUUGGAUUAGGACGGAGCUCGUUCAAUAUGUUAGUCACAUGAGAACCUGCUGCAUUAGUCGCGGGAUCAUGGGUUGCCUUGGCAACAAGGGUUGUAUAUCUGUGAGCUUUCAGUUCCGUCAGACAAGCUUCUGCUUUGUCUGCAGUCACUUGGCAUCUGGAGAGAAAGAGGGGGAUGAACUUAGAAGAAAUCUUGAUGUCAUAGAGAUUUUAAAAAACACACAAUUUCCCAAGAUUUGUAGAACACCAUACAGUAGGAUGCCUGAGAAAAUUCUAGAUCAUGAUCGGAUCAUAUGGCUUGGGGACCUGAAUUACCGCAUCUCUCUGAGCUACUCCGACACACGAAAACUUUUAGAGGCUAAAAACUGGGAUGCUCUCUUUGACAAUGAUCAGCUCAAGAUUGAGAGGGAAGCGGGACGAGUAUUCAAAGGAUGGAAAGAAGGAAAAAUUUACUUUGCACCAACAUACAAGUACUCUUAUAACUCAGACACUUAUGCUGGGGAGGUGCAUAAAUCGAAAAGCAAAAGGAGAACUCCAGCUUGGUGUGAUAGAAUACUAUGGCACGGAAAUGGGAUUCGACAACUUUUUUACUGGCGUGGAGAGGCCCGAUUUUCUGACCACCGUCCAGUUUUGGCGGCCUUUUUGAUAGAUGUUCUGACUAAUGAUAGUAGAGUCAAGAGGGGAUUAUCUGGAUCUAAUAUGAAAAUUGAGAUUGAAGAGCUUUUACUUGGGAAGUAGUAACAUGGUCUCCAAGAAGUAAAAACAAGUAUUCAGAUGCUGACAAGUCAUUUUGAGGUUUGAGAAAUAUACGGUGUGCUAAUCUUGUAAGAACUGCAGCAUUCUGUGUCACAAGCUGUAAAUACCUCCGCAAACAAGCGACAUAACAUACAUAUGGAAAACGUUACAUGAUGUCAGUUCGGCAGCGUGCAAUAUGGUUAGCCUCCCUUGAUCCAAUGUUCCAAAACCUAUGUGAUUCUAACUCAAAAGAGUUAGUUCAUGGUCGGAGAUGUGUAGGCUAUGCAGUUGUUUCGAAAACGGAUAAACUUCAGUUCAGGUUUUUGAUUGGAACAUGCUUCUAACGUUUGUCAAACAAGAAAAGCUUUAAAGACAUUACAGUUUUCUUCUCCCGUCUGUUUCUCAUCCUUGUUCAAAAUUAAGGUGUGAAAGGACAAAAGGAGGGAGUUUGUAAUUUUUGUAUCUGUCAUCUCUGAUCUAUUCAGUCAAACGGGUUGUUGCUGAAAGCAAGAAGCAUUAAAGUAAAUCAAUUUUGCUUUUAAAAACGGUUGCUAUUAUAAAAUUACCAUUAUUAUUAGCUACAACAGUUUGUUCAUUCAAACUUCAACUGCAAUUUUGCAUUGAUAAUACCA